AUGGCAGCCUCCUCAGCAGUUGUCGUGGUUCCGCGACCGCAGAAGGACGCCUCAGCUGUAGCUCUCUCCGCCAUGCGAAUUCCCGCCCUGCUGCUGGUUGCCGCUGUGUGGACUGGUGGGAGCGACGCGCUUGUGUUCCGCGCACAGCUCCUUCCCGGCCCGGUGAACAUCCGUGGCGUUCGCUACACAGAGGGAUGGACGGGGGACGCAACCCGUCAAAACCUACUGCUCACCAACUCGCCCCCGCAGCUAUUCGCCGCACCGACCGACCAUCAUGCGAGCAGGCCGCCGGCCCUCAACAUAAGGUCGCACCCUGUGUCAUCUGGUUUCCUGCACGGCCAGGUCACUCCUGUGCACUUCACUUCGUAUCAGAGUCAUCAGGCGAGUCCAUCGCCACAAAAUUUCGGUAUAAACAGGCCUACAUUUCUUGAUUUUGGUGGGGUACCAAAAACGCUGCAAGCACCGGACAUAGCAAGUGGCGACUGGCUUUCACCGAAUAAUAAAGAACAAGUUGACUCUGGUCAUCUAAACCAGGUAACGUACCUGUUCGCCAGCCUGCUGCCAAUAUCCCACAGCUGA
Schistocerca serialis cubense is the source of this 579-nucleotide messenger RNA. RefSeq lists its product as uncharacterized. NCBI's taxonomy places the organism in Eukaryota, Metazoa, Arthropoda, Insecta, Orthoptera, Acrididae. The transcript has 3 exons. Bases 1 to 579 code for a protein of 192 amino acids. The record is from RefSeq and is a predicted model, not a curated record.